Messenger RNA from Cryptomeria japonica (Japanese cedar), 4185 nucleotides. Its product is annotated as CRM-domain containing factor CFM3, chloroplastic/mitochondrial. The record is from RefSeq and is a predicted model, not a curated record. Gene Ontology annotation, biological process: RNA splicing, via transesterification reactions. Bases 421 to 3441 code for a protein of 1006 amino acids. NCBI's taxonomy places the organism in Eukaryota, Viridiplantae, Streptophyta, Pinopsida, Cupressales, Cupressaceae. The transcript is spliced from 10 exons. Gene Ontology annotation, molecular function: mRNA binding.
UGCUCGAGGAUAAGAGGCUACGAAAGAAUUGAAGAGCUAACGGAGAAGAUGAGGUUAAAAUUAUCUUAUGUACUCGCUUGCAAAAAAAAUAUCACACAAGACUUAGAAGAUUUUUAUUAAUAAUAAUCUUUGUUCCAGAAGAUUUUUAGUAAACUCUAUCCAUUUCUUCCAUCUGGUUUGGCCAUUUCAAUGUGCCUGAUAGGGUGAACGCGUUUUGGCUAAUCCACAUGCCACUUCAUAAAAUUGGCUUCAUUCACUUAUUUUAACUAGUGCAAUCUAAAAGUCAGGUAAGAGCUGAAAAACCAGUUUUGCAGAUAGGAAUUUUUUGACUUGUACGAUAUUUUAAAAAUUGGUGUGGAUGGUGUAAACAAUUGCAAUUGAGCUUUGGGUGUAUUGGAGUUCCAUAUUUUUUGUGAGGGAAUGGCAUUAGUCCCUGUUGGGCCAGCAGGGCUAUUAGAGUCCUUACACAGUUCCAGGUCUCUUCAUUCCCACGUUUUUGUCCUACCAACUUCCUUGCUAUCCAGAAAAUACAAGAGAUUUCAGUGUUUUUGUUCCCAAGAUGCCCUCAAUUCGGAAAAUUCAGAGUACCCAAAGAGCCAAAAGCAUGAGCAGAGGAUACUACAUUCAAGAUUGAAAGAAAAGUAUCAACGGGAUUGGUCUGUCAGGCCUAGUGUUAAGAGACAUAAAUUCCCAUGGGAAGAAAAGCAAGAACGAAUAGAGAAAGAAAGAGAGAGAACGCAAAGAGAGUCCCCUGUUGCACUGGUUCACACGGGUAAAGAAGGAUUCAAGCGUUCUGUACCUAUAGCUCCUUGGAUGAGCAUCCGGAACAAGAAGGACAUUCCGGGACAAUCGGGCAAUGAUGAUGAUCAUGACGGCAACCCAAAUGCUGUUGCUGAGCAAUACAAUACAGUGCAGAAAUUGGAAGGGCCAAGUGAGAAGACUGCAAUGGAGCGAAUUGUGGCCAAGCUGAGGAAAUUCAAUUAUCCCGACGAGGACACAAAACCAGAACCCGAGCGCAAUUUAAUUGAAGAGUUGUUUCCUGUAGAGGAUGAGCCUGGAGCUCCCAUUCCUAAUAUGAAUGGUGCAUAUGAUCGUGAUGAGAGCUGGAGUGCUCCCAUUAAGGAUAGUCCAUCUAAAUUUCCAUGGGACGGGAAGGAAGAUAACUCACAAGAGGCAGAUAAUGACAGGGAAGAGAGAAGAGGCAGAGUAACACCUUCAUUGGCAGAGCUGACUAUUCCCGAGCCAGAACUCAAUAGGUUGAGAGGUCAGGGAAUACGACUGAAAGAAAGAAUCAAACUGGGGGGUGCUGGUGUUACUCGUGACAUUGUUGAAAAAGUACAUGAAAAAUGGAGAACGUCGGAGAUAGUCAAAUUCAAAUGUGAAGGUUCAUCAGCACUGAAUAUGAAGAGGACUCAUGAAAUUUUGGAGAGGCGAACCAGAGGACUGGUUAUUUGGAGGUCUGGAGGUUCUAUUGUUCUAUACAGAGGAAUGACCUAUGAAUCACCAUCUCUAAAAGUUGUGAAGCGUCAAUCUGAAAACAAUUUAGGGGUUGCUGUGCAGAAUGAAGCAUACAUGCCAGCUGCAGCUGAAGGUAUUGUUAAAAACAAGCCAAUAAAUGGUAAAGAUGGAAGAGGUGUGAUUUUUGCAUCAGGUAGAGAUAUGACAGAUCAUAUGGUCAAGAAUGAUCUGUUAUCUACUCAUCUUGGUACAGAAAUGCCUGAGGAGAAUGGUCCCAAGCAGCAACCAAGCGAACUGGACUAUCAAAGUGAAAUGGAUAAAAUAUUGGAUGAACUGGGUCCACGGUUUACUGAUUGGACAGGAAUUGAGCCUUUGCCUGUAGAUGCUGACUUAUUACCAAAAGUGAUUCCUGGCUACAAGGAACCUUUCAGGCUUCUUCCUUUUGGCACAAGACGCUCAUUGAGUAGCAUGGAAAUGACCAAUUUGCGAAGACUUGCAAGAAUAUUACCUCGUCAUUUUGCCAUAGGGAGAAACAAGCAACAUCAAGGAUUGGCUGCUGCUAUUGUGAAACUAUGGGAAAAAAGUGAAAUUGCCAAAAUUGCAAUCAAACGUGGUGUUUUAAAUACUAGCAACGAAAGAAUGGCUGAGGAAAUCAAGAGUCUUACUGGAGGCACCCUUCUCUCAAGAAAUAAAGAGUUCAUUGUCAUUUAUAGAGGAAAGGACUUUCUUUCUCCUACUGUUUCAGCUGCUUUAAUGGAGAAGGAAACAUUGGCAAGGGAACUUCAGGAUGAGGAAGAAAUGGCACGAUCAAAAGCAUCUUCAGUAAUUCUAAAUGGAUUUGAAGAGGCUGAAGUGGUACACAGUGUUGCUGGUACUUUGGCUGAAUCUUUAGAAGCCAAAUCUCAAUGGUCAAAGGACAUUGAUAGCAAAGAGCGUGAAAAGAUGAUAAUAGAGGCAGCUAAGGCUAGAAAGGGCGAUAUAGCUAGAAGGAUUGAGAGAAAGCUAGAGCUUACCCAGAAAAAGGUUGCUAAAGCGGAAAAGGAAUUGGCCAAAGUGGAGGCAUUUUUAUUGCCUGCCAAACCUUCAUCAGAUCAAGAGACAAUAACUGAUGAAGAGAGAUUCAUGUUCCGGAAGCUUGGCCUGAGAAUGGGUGCAUUCUUGCUUUUAGGGAGACGAGGAAUCUUUGAUGGUACAGUGGAAAACAUGCACUUGCAUUGGAAACAUAGAGAAUUAGUAAAAAUCAUAUCUAAGGAAAAGAGUCUAGCAGAGGUGAAAUAUACUGCACUUAUGUUGGAGGCUGAAAGUGGGGGAACAUUGGUGUCUGUUGAUAAAGUAAGCAAAGGUUAUGCAAUAAUAGUUUAUCGGGGUAAAAACUAUUGCCGUCCACCUGCAAUAAAGCCUAAGAACCUUUUAACCAAGAGAAGAGCAUUAAAGCAUUCAAUUGAACUCCAACGGCGUGAGUCAUUGAAUCGACAUAUGUUACAGCUGGAAAAGAAUAUGGAGGAGCUAAAAUUUGAACUCAGUAGAAUUGAUGAUAUCGAUGUGAACCAGAGCACUGCAGCUUUUACUACUGAACUAGAUUCUGCAUAUCUUUCAGAUGUGGAGAGUGAAGAUGAAGACAUAUAUGAUUACUCUUAUGACAGCUAUAGUGAAAAUAUUGUGUCUUCUGAGCUGCAAAGAGAUUCCCUUGACAAUCAAAGCACUGCAGCUUUCAGUGCAGAAUUUGACUCUGCAAAUCUUUCAGAAGGUUUAGAGGAUGAUAGAAGUUUGGCUUGGAGGGUGCAGGCUGUUGCAGUUGCACCAGGUCAAUUUGAUAGUCGAAAACCCCUGCCAUUAGGAUGGCGAGGACUUAGAGAUGAUGAGCUUACAGAGGUAGCUGGCAUUGAUGGUUGUGUGUUUGUCCACAGUAGUGGAUUUAUUGGUGGCAACAAGACAAUGGAUGGGGCAUUGGAAAUGGCUAGGAAAUCUUUAAGAAUACAAUGAUAUUGGCAAGUCUUUUUCAGUUCAAUUUGAGAAAUAUCCUUGAAGGUGUAUCCAUUUCCCAAAGUAACAGAUUGAAAUGAUUUUUUUAUCACCCCUUUCAUAAGGUGGUGAUAAUUCAUUUUUGCUCCUGCUAUCCACAACGAAUCAAAGCUUGCAAUGAUAGUGAAGGAGUUCUCCACAAUAUUGAUCAUUUUCUUAUUGAAGCUCACAAGAGAGUUCAUUACCAUAUUGUUUUCUUGAGGUGGCCUGGGGCUCACAUAAUUUGCCUCGACCCCCUUCCAGACUUUGUUACAUUUCCAUUCUCUUUGCGUUAUCUAUGUAGGAGAGUUUUGGUGGUUCUGAUUGCUUUAAACCUCAAGGAAUAGGUUUUUUGUUUAAGACUUAUGUAGUAUUAUCUUAGUUAAUAUAUAUGGUUUUGUGGUCAUGGGUGUUUAUGAUUUUUGAGGGCAUUUGUGAUUUUCAUGCAUUGUUAAUGCACAAUUUAGGUCCCAACUCAGAUAAAUGGUUUUUAUGGCAUCAAAAAAUGGAAAUGAUUCCUUGGAAUAGAGUCCAUACUUGAGGUAGCCUUGAGAUACUAACUGAGUCCAUGCUAUCUUCUUUCAAGAUUUGCGGCCAUCACAUAGACCAUCCUAGUUGCUACUUACAAGGUUAUUGUGUACAAAGGAUUGAUAUUGUUACUGUUGGAGGUAGGACUUGUCAGUUGGCCCAUUUUUUGAAUGCAAACAAUCGUAAGUAAAUUUAACA